CAAGAAAGCAAAAGCAGCACAAUGAGCUCAACGCUGUCUUCAAAUGCAACUAUUGUUCGUCCUGCAAGAUUUUACAUCAAUGGACUUCACGGUGUUCCACACGUGAAGUACUAUUACAUAUUUCUGUGUCUGGUGUAUGUUGUGACAGUGAUCGGAAACGUUUUCAUUAUGCUUGUUAUAUACCUCCAACGCACUCUUCACACCCCGAAAUACAUCGCCGUAUUCAAUCUGGCUGUGGCCGAUUUUGGUGGAAGCAGUGCGUUAAUCCCAAAGAUAAUUGACGUUUUUUUCUUUAAAUCGCAAUACAUUUCAUACGAGGCAUGCUUCUCCACCAUGUUUUUUUGUUUUCUCUUCAUCCUCAUACAGUCCCUGACUCUUCUUAUUUUGGCAUAUGACAGAUUAAUUGCAAUAUGUCUUCCCCUAAGAUACCACGCCAUUAUCACUAAUAUAGCAAUGAGUAGCAUGAUAAUGGGUGCGUGGGCUUUCUCAUUGAUAUUGAUUGGUUUUAGUACAGGUUGGGCCUCGAGGUUGUCUUUCUGUAAUUCGAUUGUCAUAAAUAGUUACUUCUGUGACCAUGGCCCAACAUAUAAACUGGCCUGUGGCAACACAAACGUGAAUAACAUCAUGGCCUACAUUGGCUUCGUGGCUACACUCUGCGCACCUGUGAUUUUGAUUACAAUCACUUAUUUCUGCAUCGCCCUUGCGUUGAUGAGGAUCGCGUCUUGGGCGGAACGCACCAAAGCCCUAAAAACCUGUAUUUCCCACCUGAUUUUAGUCACCAUGUUUUACCUUCCCAUAAUAGCCAUCAACAUAGCGGCGGUGACCAUCCCUGUCCACCCGAACACACGGAUCAUUAACUUGUCUCUCUCGGCCACAAUGCCGCCUAUGCUAAAUCCCAUAAUAUACACACUCAAAACAGAGGAGGUUGUGGAAUCAGUGAAGAAACUCUACCAAAGAACAAAGUGCAAAGUGCAUACUCCUAACCAGGACCAAGUGCACUGA
Messenger RNA from Conger conger (European conger), 1002 nucleotides. Its product is annotated as olfactory receptor 52Z1P-like. Gene Ontology annotation, biological process: G protein-coupled receptor signaling pathway. The transcript is spliced from 2 exons. The record is from RefSeq and is a predicted model, not a curated record. Lineage: Eukaryota; Metazoa; Chordata; Actinopteri; Anguilliformes; Congridae. Bases 22 to 1002 code for a protein of 326 amino acids. Gene Ontology annotation, cellular component: membrane. Gene Ontology annotation, molecular function: olfactory receptor activity; G protein-coupled receptor activity.